GCUGCUGGUGCUUCCAGCAGUGCACCCUCUAGCCGCCAACUGGAGGACCGCGUUGACCACGUAGUGGCAAUGCUCGGCGACAUCAGCACCUUCGCUGCGCCGGCCACCACCAUCAGCAGUCUGCUGCAUACCUUGAAGACCGAGGUCCAGCAGCUGCAGUCGACGAAUGCUGGUGGCAAUCCGAAGAUGUUCAAGAUGCUAACUUUCAACCUGGAGAAGUUCGACGACUACACGCAGCAGGUACCGGUCCUCUGGUGGGAAGCAUUCACAACGCAACUCAGGAUUUUGCCCGUAGUCAAGCAUGCGUACAUCGACGCCCUGUUCCUGAACUCAAAGGGCGGAUGCCAGACCAGGUUGAGCCACCUAGCAACCUCCCACGGCGUCGACGUACCAGACUUGAAGGACAAAAUCACAUGGGAGGAACUGACACGGCUAUGGAAGAAGCGGUUCAUCGUCGACGACGCGCCGGCACUCGCCAUCAACCUGCCCAAUCUGGACUUGCCUUUCACUCAUCUCAGACGUGAGUUCUACAUAAGGUCCUGUGCUGCAUUGAGCCAGGCUCUUGGUGAUCGCGAGCAGUACUCCACUUUCGCCGAGAUUAUCGACAAGGCGAGAAAGAUCAUCAAGACCAAUAGGUCAGCUGCACACGAGAAAUCAACAUGGCAGCCAACCUAUGUGGAGAAGGUAGGAACUGAUCCGCGACAACAGCACUUCGCUGCAGUCCAGUCGGACAGUGGAGAUAACCUAGCGGCCACUCCAGCAUCAAGUGACGGAGAUCACUUGGCUGCUGUCCAGCCGCGAAGCAACAACAAGUCCCGCAACAAUGGGAAGGCGAAAUCCGCAUCGCAGGCCGAAAAUGGACAGCCAGUACAAGUUCCAUGGGUCAAGUUCGGCUUGACCGAGGCGGAGUACAAGGUCCGCAGCGGCUACGGCAGCUGCUAUUGGUGCAAUAGCACCAAGCACAAGACCUCCCUGUGCCAGGAUCAGGGCAAGGAGGAUGUGAGGCGACUCCACCUUCUACUCCGCAAGAUUCGGCCGCCUUGCUACCGGCCUCCAUGCACAUCUGGGGAGAACACGAAUGUCGCAAGUCCUCGGUACACUUACGAGGAUUAUCCUGUCCACUUGGUUCUACCGCUGGACCAGCCCCUCCACGUGCAACAGACCACCGCAUGCACGGUUUCAUCACCAUCGGCAACCGAUUCGGCAGCUUCGCCGCAAUCUAUCGCCGGGGAUUCGACGUCAUGGUCAAGACUUGAAGAACUCGACCCGUUGACGUUCACGGACUUCCAGUGGAUGUCCGUUCCCUCGACCGGACGAUUGCCAAAACCGCAUUGCAAUGUGCUCAUGGCACAACUGCGGGACUACUUGCACACUGCAGUACCAGCUCCGUUGAUGGACGCCGGAGCAGAGGUUGUCGACCUUCACGCCUACAUCGCAAAAAUCGACCACGAGUUCAAGACGCAACGGUACGACAGUAUCGACGCACCAUUGUUAUACGUACGCAUUCAGAUCGGAGAGGCGACCUGCAGUGCCUUGAUCGAUUGCGGAGCAUCUUGCAACUACAUCAGCUAUGACUUCAUGGUACGUGUCGGCCUUGGCCCACGUGUCCAGAGGAAGUCCCAGCCUACGCAAGUCACGCUGGCAGACGGUCAUACGCACAAGUCAAUCGACCGGUGCAUUGAUGUCGUCCCCGUGUACUUUGCCCCUCACGCAAGUGAGGCGGUGUCCUUUGAUAUUCUGGACACCAAAUUCGACAUGAUCUUGGGCAUGUCAUGGAUGCGAAGCAAGGAUCACCCGAUGAACUUCUUCAACCGCACCGUUCACGUUCGUGAUCGGAACGGAGUAUUAGUUUCAUGCACGGUGCCUCUUCCUCAUCCUUCGAUCAGCUGCCACGUGGUAUCCGCCGCAAGCAUUCGGAGUCUGGACGAGCAUGUGGAACAUCUGCGCACCGUUUUGGAGCGGCUACGACAAGCCAAGUACAAAGCAAACCGCAACAAGUGCGAGUUCGCACAGCAGGAGUUGGAGUACUUGGGACACUAUGUGACGCCGCAAGGCAUCCGUCCGCUUGCGGACAAGAUCGAGGCCCUACGAGUAUGGCCCGAGCCCACCAACACCACGGACGUUCUGCCUCCCAUCAACUCGCUUGAUGAUGCAAGGAAGAAGGAGCUGCUCGCAUUCGUGAUGGCUCUCAAGCGCUGGCGGCACUUCCUCCUUGGGCGUCGUAGGUUCACAUGGGUCACAGACAACAAUCCAUUGACCUACUACAAGACGCAGGACACGGUGAGCAGCACGAUUGGACGAUGGAUGUACUUCAUCGACCAAUUUGACUUCAMACYGAAACAUGUCCCCGACCUCUCCAAUCGCGCAACAGAUGCACUCUCGCGAAGACCUGAUCUUUGCGCCAUGACACAUCAUGCCUUCGCAUUCGAGGAGGAGCUUCAACGACAUUUCAUCCGAGCAUAUCAGUCUGAUCCGGACUUCGGCACGCUCUAUGCACAGCUAUCUUCGGAUCACCCGCCGGCUAGCCAUUACUGCAUUGCUGACGGGUACUUGCUCCUCUACUCGACAGGCAAGGACUUACUAUGUGUCCCACGCGACCGUCGUAUUCGGACUCGCCUCCUCGACGAGUAUCAUGAUUCACGACUCGCCGGCCAUUUCGGAGUCAACCGCACUAUUGCACGGCUUCAACAGCGAUUCCGAUGGCCUGACCUUAUUAUCGAUGUCACUCGGUAUUGCGACUCGUGCGAAGUUUGCCGACGCAGCAAACCCCGCAACCGCAAUCCCUAUGGCGAGUUACACCCGAUGCCUAUCCCACGGGAACCCGGUCUCUCCAUUGCCAUGGACCUCACCGGUCCAUUCCCUCGCGACCGGCUCGGGCACGACGACAUCCGCACGGUUGUGGACCGAUUGACGAUCGGAUGUUUCUACGUACUUCUUCUGAUGACGUGGACAAGUGCUAGUGUUCAGGCGGCCACCUCAUCGUUCCAUGACUCGAUACCUCCUCCUCCGCGUCCUCCUCUUAGUCGAGCUGCUGACGUGGCGCCGGGACGCGGCCUCCUCUCAAUGCCCUCCAGCAGAAGGCAUCUGUUACAGGACGAGACAAAGGCUCUGCCUUCAUCUCCAUCGUCGGGAUCGGCGGCUCCGUCGUCGGCUGCUCCGUCUUUGCCUGCGGCGGCUUCGUCGUCGGCCGCCCCGGCCGCCUCCGACCCGACUCCGCUGCCGUCUAAACUCGUUCCUCGCAAUAGGACUUUAUUUCCCUCAAGCCGCCUGGUGUGGUCCCACACUGCCGUCCCUCCGUUCCUGCAACCGUCGACCCGCAAGUAUUGGUGCCGUCCAGUUGUCUACGACUUAGUCGUUGCUUCGCAGAACACGGCACUUUACGUCGACUUCUGGGAAGUCUGCUACUUGAACGACGAGCUCUCUCAUCGGCGCGAGUCAUUCUGGAAAGUCGAUCUCGGUGAAGUCGGUAACGAAAGCCAUCCUCCUGACGGGCUGUUGCUCGGCUACUGGUGGCCUUUCGGCGCGGGAAACGGUUCUGCUGUUGACACCCCAUUCAUCCAGUACGCUGGCCCAAAUGACACCGUUUCGAUGGCCGACGUUUGGGCGAUGGAUGUGACGCGAGCGGGCGAUAGUCUUGUGCUCUUGUCCAAACCAACUGGGGAGGACAAGUACUCCAAGAUUUUCGCCGUGUCCACAAACAAUGGCAGCAGAACUUCUACUUCUACUUCCCUUCCCGUAAGCGGCGCCCGCGGUCUCACGUUCAAUCCGAACGGGACGCGUCUGUACGUAGCUCUUGGUGUUGCACCCGUUUCCAUCGUAAGCGCUCCUGUGGCGGAGUCCAGAGAGACAGGGAUCCCGAUSGACGGCGCGGAGUGGACUGACGUGAGGAGAUUCCCUCCAGGGGGGGAUCCCGAUAUCAAGACCGUCCGCUUCAGCUCGCAGAGCUUUUCCUCGGACGAGCGCUGCCUCUAUUUCCUGGACACCGAGAACCUUCGUGUGUGGGGAGUCGAUCCCCUUACCUCYGCUGGUACCGCCGCUAAUCCCGUGCUCAUCGCGGGAUCCGGCUCGAGAGGACUGGGCGAUGGGGACGGACUCAACUCCUCCUUCAACAACUUGACGGACAUGGCGGUCACUCCCGACGGCUGCAACAUCUUCGUCGUUGAUUACUGGUACGGUGUGCUUCGCUGGCUGCAGCUGGACUCACCCUGCUCCGCGGCUCGCAGGGUGGUGACACUGGAAACUUUCCCAGGGCUGCUUAGAGUCAGGCUCGGUCAAUCCGGCAGCGACUACUACCUGUACAUCGGGACGACCGCCGGCUCCGUGACGGAGCUGAAGAUCAAUGCCUCUCAGCUUCACCCUUGUGCUCCUACGCCGCCAUCGCUAGCCGGGAUCUCGGCGCCUUCGUCUAACCCGAUCCCCGCCCCCACGCCCGAUCCGAAUGUCCCCUCGCUUCACUCGAUCUCCCCCUUAUCUGCCUCUUCUCCCACUCCCUCUUUCCGGUCUAGCGAGCCCUCUGCGGCUCCAACAAAGCCGGGGGGAACUCGCAGUCUAGCUUUAAUCGUAGCUCUCCCGGUCUCUGUUCUCGCAGUCCUUGGCGCGGCCGCUUGCGCAAGUUUCCUCAUGUUAUACAGCAAGAGACGGCUCGGCGGGCUUAAAGACGUCCAGGUGACGACCGACUUGAGGACGAACGGCAGCGGCGGGUCCACGAUUCCAACGACUGCUUCGUCGUCGKCGGCGGUAGCUGGGGGGAAAGCGGAGGGGCUUCAUCCUUCGCAGGUAAAGCAGUUCUCGUUUGCAGCUCUGUCCUAUUGCACUCAGAACUUCAGCGACGGCUAUCGCAUCGGACCCGGUGGGGCGUUUGGUAAUGUCUACUGGGGUUCCAUGGAUGACGGCAAGGCGUUGGCGAUCAAGGUCAUGACAGGCGAUCUGACAGAGGGGAAAAGGAGCAUGUUUCUGGCGGAAGUGAACACGCUCAGCAGAGUCCAUCACGCCAACCUCAUCCGGCUCGUUGGAUUCUGCCUUGAGGGCAAACGUUCGAUCUUGGUCUAUCCCUACUUUCCAGGGGGGAGCUUGUUCGCUCGUCUGCACGAGAGAGAGAAAGCCGUGCCGGGGAAAGCUUCGAUYCCGCCGCUGACUCUGGUGGAGCGGAUGUGCGUCGCCUUSCAGAUCGCUAAGGGCCUAGCCUACCUUCACGAGGGUGCSGACCCGCCAGUCAUYCAUCGGGACAUCAAGAGCAGCAACGUGCUGCUUGGCGAUGGCUCCGGGGAGAAGUUGCACGUGGUGGUGGCGGACUUCGGCCUUGCGACUAUGGGAGAGAGAGUGUUCGGCACGGAGCUUGAGUCGGUGGUCAAGACCUCGCACAUGGCGGGCACGUUCGGGUACAUGGCGCCGGAGUACAUGAUGGGAGGAAUUCUGUCGGAGAAGAACGACGUGUACGCUUUCGGCAUUAUCCUGCUGGAGCUGCUGACGGGCCGGAAGGCCGUGGCAAAGGCACCCUCUGGGGUGGGGUGGGAGACCCUAUCGGACUGGGUUAAGCCGUUGCUUAAAAAACUACACGUCGUUGGUGACGAGAUGGCGUACCAAAUUCUGGACCCUUGCCUGCGUGAUCAGGCGGCGGGACUCAGGUUCAGCCGUAUGGUUAGCGAAACGCUGCAUUUGGCCAGCGAGUGCAUACGAGAGGAUGAUCAAACCCGGCCAACGAUGUGCGGAUUGGUGGAGAAGAUAGGCAAUCUCCUCAAUGAAGCGCAGAUCAACGUCAGGCAAACGAAGCACUGACCGUUUUCAUUAAUGGCGGGAAAGGUGAGUCAUUCUUGACCGGAAGGAGAGAGAGAUCUCAUCAUGAAGCUCAUGACUGG
Messenger RNA from Chara braunii, 5855 nucleotides. Lineage: Eukaryota; Viridiplantae; Streptophyta; Charophyceae; Charales; Characeae. The record is from the annotation of a GenBank genome assembly.